This is a messenger RNA of Parastagonospora nodorum SN15, 1647 nucleotides long. RefSeq lists its product as hypothetical. The transcript has a single exon. Gene Ontology annotation, molecular function: oxidoreductase activity; 2 iron, 2 sulfur cluster binding. Gene Ontology annotation, cellular component: cytoplasm. NCBI's taxonomy places the organism in Eukaryota, Fungi, Ascomycota, Dothideomycetes, Pleosporales, Phaeosphaeriaceae. The coding region runs from base 1 to 1647 and encodes 548 amino acids. The record is from RefSeq and is a predicted model, not a curated record.
AUGAAAGACCCGCAACACGCAAUGUUCACCAGCGGAGAGACUGAUCCCGUCUGGAUCCACAAAUUGCCCUACAAAGACAUCCCCCGGUUCUCCAAGCUUGACCGGGACCUGGAAACAGAUGUAUGCAUUGUCGGUGCCGGUAUCUCGGGUAUCUCGACCGCCUACGAGCUCGUCACGCGUGGGUUGAACGUCGUAUUGAUCGAGAGCCGCGAAGUGAUAUCUGGUGAGACCGGGCGCACGAGCGGUCAUUUGGCGAGCGAUCUGGACGACGGAUACCCAGAGAUUGCAAAGAAGCACGGCGACAAGGCCGCGAAACUUGCAGCUGAGUCUCAUGUUUGGGCGCUUAAUCGCGUCGGUGAACUCUCGAAGCAGCACGGCAUCGAAUGCGAGUACCGUCAGCUUCCAGGCUACGACUUCUCGCAGUACCCCAAGGGCAGCAAAGAGCAUGCAGACGAUAUCAAGACGCUGAUUGAAGAGGGCAUGAAGGCAAAGGAGCUUGGUCUUCAUGCUGAAUACGAGGAGGGUUUCAAACUCAAGGGCUGGGAGGGCAGCGUCGAUCAGAGCGACGCCGUGAUCUUCCAGGGCCAAGCGACGUUCCACCCUACGAAAUACCUCGUCGGCCUCCUCGAUUUCCUCAAGCAGCAACCGAACUUCUCCUGCUACACCCACACACGAUGCAUGGACGUUACCGAGAAGGGUGUCGAGAUCUUGGGCAUGGGUCACAAGGAUGUCUACGUCAAGACGCUGGACGGCCACACCAUCAAGUGCGCCGAUGCUGUCGAGGCGACUUGCAUCCCUCUGCAGAAGCUCUCCGUCAUUGCACAGGAGGAGUACUACCGCACAUACUGCAUCGCCGCUCGCGUACCCAAGGGCUCGAUCGAAGACUGUCUUUUCUACGACUCUGCCGAGGUGUACAAGUAUGUUCGUCUCACUGAAUGCGACGACAAGGACGACUACCUCGUUGUCGGUGGCGGUGACCACAAAGUCGGCCAGUCAGAUACCCUCGCUCCCUUCGCAGAGCUCGAGGAGUGGACGCGCGCUCGCUUCCCACAAGUCAGUUCCAUCGAUUACAAGUGGAGCGGCCAAGUCAACGAGCCUGUCGACUUCAUGGCCUUCAUCGGCCUGAACCAAGGCAUGAAGCACACCUACAUUGUCACUGGCGACUCCGGCAAUGGCCUCACCCACGGCGUCAUCGCCGGCAAACUCAUCGCGGAUGAAAUCACCGGCGAAACCAAUCCCUGGACUGCCAUCUACGACCCCAAGCGCGUCAUCUCCAUCGUCAAUUCCCUCCCCAGCAUGGUUUCGCACGACCUCCAGAUCAACUCGCAGUACAAGCGCUUCCUCCAGUCCGAUAUCACGGACAUUGAAGACCUCGUCCCUGGUGAAGGCGGCGUGCUGAACACAAAGACUAGCAGGCCGCUGGCAGUGUACAAGGAUGAGGGCGGCCAGAUUCACAAGUUCAGUGCGCUGUGUCCACAUUUGAAGGGCGUGGUGUGCUGGAACACGGCGGAGAAGAGCUGGGACUGUCCUGUACAUGGCAGCCGAUUUAGCAAGGAUGGAGUGCAGCUCUGUGGGCCGUCGAAAGCGGGGUUGGAGCCGGCUGAUGAGGCGGGGGAGAAGAGUCAGGGACAGGCGUUGAAGGAGUAG